CCCACAAGUCCAAUCAUCAUUCAUCUUCAUUUUUGUUUCAUCAUCUGCUUUAUUUUACACAGAACACAGGCUCAAAGCUUACAGUGAAAACAUUAGACUGAAGUUUGCUGGCUGAGCUAUUGAAUUAUCAAGCAGUUAAGAGUCUAACUGAUGAAUCUAGCUUGAUAGGUGAGGCUGGUUCGUUUGUCUCUCAGCUACAAUACAAAAACAUUCACACUAAUGUUUUCGUCCUUUUCGCUAAGUGUUUGAGAAUAAAUAUUUAGUUCAAAUAAAAGAUAAAAGAGUGACCAUUAGUCAUGUAGCAACCUGACAGGAAAGAGGCAUCUCUCUCUCACAGAUGCUAAUCCGCCUUAAGCACUUCCUGCUGUUUUUGGUUCUGUCAGCUCUCUACUGAACUGUAAAACCAAACGAACCAACAACCUAAGUGUUGUUCGUGAGACUAUGUAAUCCCAAAGCUCUGCCAGGAAAUGGUUAUUUUAUUUCUGUCACUCUACUACCUAAUGUGGCAGAAUGUAUAAGACAUCAGGAAAUAAUUUGCAAACUAGAGAAGUGAUAUCAAAUGUAUAAAUCAUUUUUCUGUCCUGCCAUGACUGCCGAAGACACAAGAAAUUUCAUAAGACAGCGAGAUUCAUCAAGGUAUUUUAUUUUGUUUACUACUUUAUUUUCAGUACUCUGUCAUGCUUUGUUGCUUUACUGAGUGCGGCGUGUGCUGCUCGCGUAAUUAUAGUCUUUUUCAGUGUUUCAUUAUAGAUAAUGAACAGUUCAUUUAAAAUGUGUUCAAAAUAUGCAUUUUAAAAGUUUUUUUAAUGACUUUUUUUAGCAUAUGCAGUUCCAUUUGAAAUUCACAUUAAUUCAUCAUUUAGAUAUAGAAUCAACAAAAUACAGUAGAAAUACUGAGUAGCAUUAAGUAUUAAAUACAAAUUUAAAUCAUAUAAUUGUUUUUUUAAUUUAUCAAUUUAUGAAUUGAUUUUAACCGGACACCUAUGAUGCUGGUGUUUACCAUUUUAAAUUUAAUGCCAGUAUUGAACUGUAGGUAAGGACAUCCUCAUUGAGGCUUAGCUGAAGAACUUGGGGCUUGUGUCAUUUAUAACAAUAAAAUAGAUAAAUAUCUUGCCAUUGAGAACUACACAAAUUAAAUUUGUGUAAUGUUUGCGUGAAUCUGGCCAUACAGUACAAGUGGACCAUACAACAUGUCGAGUAUUAUCCCUUAAACACUGAAAAAGGACAUAAUAAGGUCACACACUCCAAACUCCAUGAGAGGCCUUUUGCCGGGAAGACAUCUUGACUUGUCACAGUAGAAAAAGUGAAAAUCUGAUUAAUGAUUCCAUUCAGGUUUUAGUUUUGUGCAUGCUGACUCGCUGUCACACUGUCAUGACUCAGUGGGACACUUGAACAGCCAACAUUAAUGUUGUUAGUUACACCUGUGCUUUUCCUGCUGUGACAAGUCAAAAUGUCUGCUGUGAUAAAAAACCCAUGUUUUAGUGAACAGAAUGAUGAAUGCAAGUGUAUUUCCCAGAAAUAUCAUGGCUUCUCUGUGGUAUAAUUACCCAAAAUGCCUUUGGGAAGGAAGUCAGACAGCAUCUGUUUUAUUCCCAAGGUUCAUUUGCAUUUUUUAAUAUUUAUCUCAGAUGACGUAGAGGUAGUUUGAUAAAUCAUCAAAGGUAGUUUGAUCAUGUGUACGUCAGCUUAUUAGUCACAACCAACAACUGUAUGAACUGUAAAGAAAAGGCCUGAUGGUUUUCUUUUUUGUUUUAUAGGGACUAAGAUGAGAAUCCUGACAUUUCUCAUGUUUGUCCUGCUAAUGCAUCAAAGCUUGUCACUCUCCGUACCACAGUGUCACAGCUGUGAACAAACAUCCUGUAACUGCUCGAGAGAAAACCUGACGAAAGUCCCUGCAGCCCCUUCAAAGCUCAUCACUGAACUCGAUCUCUCAUUCAACAGACUGGGGACAAUAAGGAAAAAUGACUUUGUUGCAUAUGCCAGUUUACAGUCUUUGAUCAUGAAUAACAACAGAAUCAAAACAAUCCAGGAGCAAGCAUUUGUCCCACUGAGUAAUUUGGAGAAAUUGGACUUGUCCUUAAACAGACUAGAUACGUUGUCUGCUGGAUGGUUUAAGAACCUUUUUUCUCUUCAGUACUUGAAUCUUUUGGGGAACAGAUAUAACACGUUGGGUCAAGGCAAUCUUUUCCAGCCACUGAAGAGAUUAAAAACCCUACAUUUUGGAGGACCAUACCUUCAGUCUGUCAAAAAAAGUGACUUUUCUGGCCUCAGUGGUCUUGAAGCGAUUAUUUUUGAUGGACAGAAUCUGCAUUUCUACACAGAAGGAAGUUUGAGACAAAUUGGGCCAAUUAAAUAUGUAACACUAGGUCUGAAUGGUCCGUUUCAGAGAAAUCAAUCACUUGUAGGAGCUAUACUGUCUGAUGUCGUACACCCAGACACAACCCUGACAUUCACUGACACAUGGUUCAUCACAAAGAAUCAAAUGAUCCCAUUUAAAGUGGCCUUCAACGGUGGAACAACACGUGUUAUUUUAAAAAAUAAUAACAUUACAGUUACAGCUUGUUUAGCAUUUCUAAAACUGCUGUCAAACUCGAUUAUAAAUAUGUUUGCACUUGAAGAUACAAAAUUCUUCUUCAUUCAUUUGAGUGACAUUACAUAUCCCCAAUCCAUGGACCAUUUGGAGACUGUUGUCCUCAAAAACAUUGAUGUCUAGUGAGAUGAGUUCUAUAGUUUCCCAGCU
This is a messenger RNA of Siniperca chuatsi (mandarin fish), 2740 nucleotides long. Its product is annotated as toll-like receptor 2 type-1. The coding region runs from base 1766 to 2713 and encodes 315 amino acids. The transcript has a single exon. The record is from RefSeq and is a predicted model, not a curated record. Gene Ontology annotation, cellular component: extracellular matrix. Gene Ontology annotation, molecular function: protein binding. Lineage: Eukaryota; Metazoa; Chordata; Actinopteri; Centrarchiformes; Sinipercidae.